Messenger RNA from Phaedon cochleariae (mustard beetle), 423 nucleotides. The record is from the annotation of a GenBank genome assembly. Lineage: Eukaryota; Metazoa; Arthropoda; Insecta; Coleoptera; Chrysomelidae.
AUGGUUCAUUUUAUCGAGAUUCAACAAGAGCUCCUUUUCUAUGUUAAUAGCCCUGAGAUUCCAUAUUUUCAUUACACUUCAGCCUUGACACACAAUAUAUCUGGAACAGCAAAAGCUUGCGCACAAACAGUAUUAGCUACCUACUGGUACCAGGAAACGAAAUCUUUGCUGUGGUGGUGUUCGAAUCUGAUAGUGCUCAUUGGCAGCGCUUGUUACACGUGGGUCAAACAAAUCGAUAUGGAGAGGAGGCAUCGCUCAAAGCUCUUCGCUGCUGGUCAAGCAUACGUGGUUUUAAGUAGGGUUAAAUCAUCAGGUAUCCUUAUUGAAGAGCUGGACUGUUCGAAAUUACCCGGCAAACGAUCUUGCAACAAUGAUGCGCUGAAUGAAAUGAACAGACUGAGAAACCUGGCCUGCGAUAACUGA